This is a messenger RNA of Chara braunii, 1119 nucleotides long. The record is from the annotation of a GenBank genome assembly. Lineage: Eukaryota; Viridiplantae; Streptophyta; Charophyceae; Charales; Characeae.
CCGAUGGGUAUCUGCAAUGCCCUUGCAACUUUUCAGCGGGCCAUGAACAUGGUCUUUCAGAAUUUCAUAUGGAAGACUCGUUUGGCACAGAGCAUCAUCAACUACUGCGUGAUUGUGUACAUGGAUGACAUCCUAGUGUAUUCGAGUUCCUACAAGGGACACGUGCAGCACAUCGAAUGGGCACUACAUGCGUUACGAGAUGCAGGUUUCAAGGUGGCGCUUGAGAAGUGUCAGUUCUUCCUCACCACCAUUUCUUUCCUAGGGCACGUGGUGACAGACAAGGGACUCCAACCGGAGCCGCAGAAGGUGGCAGCUGUCAGGAACGCGCCAGUGCCUACCACCAUCACGCAAGUUCGCGCCUUUCUGGGCCUAGCCUCGUAUUACCGAAGAUUUAUCAAGGGCUUCGCGGCGAUUGCGGGACCCCUCACAAAUCUCCUGCGCAAGGAUCAGCCGUUGAUCUGGACGCCGGAGUGCGAUCAAGCGUUUUCCAAACUCAAGGUUGAUCUCAUUUCGGCUCCGGUCCUUAUAAGACCGGAUCCCGAAAAGCCUUUUGUCCUCAUCACCGACUGGCAGCCAGAGGUGAUUUCGGCGAUCCUUGCCCAGGUGGGACCAAGCGGACUCGAGAGUGUGGUGGAGUAUGCGUCCAAAUCAGUACCCGCUUGCAAGCGUAACUACGCCGCUCCGACAAAAGAAUGCUAUGCGGCUCUCUGGGGAAUCAGUCACUUCCGUGCUUACUUGUACGGGCGAAGAUUCACCCAGGUAACUGAUCAUGAGCCCCUGUUGGCUUUGAAGAAGUCGAAGGAUUACUCGGGCAUGAUCGGGCGAUGGGCAACGGUGCUGCAGAGCAUGGACUUUGACAUCCAUCAUCGGAAGCACGAGAAACACUGGAACGCAGACGGACUGACACGAUUGCACCUACCUGAGGAGGUUCCGAGGAAUGAGGAGGUGAUUCCGUGGAACGAACCCGAGCAGAAGGUUGGACCUCGGUACGGCCCUGUGGAGAUUUUGUCGAAGCAGUAAGCACUCCCAAUCGCAUCCAAUAACUCAUCAAUCCGGGGGAGGGGAUACACAUCUUUAAUCAUGAUAUUAUUCAGAUUUCGAUAAAUUCCUCCGGCCUUU